AUGCAGUCGACCUGCCAGCAGCAGCAAGCACAGCCAGGCCAGAACGGAACGUCCGCCAGCAGAACGUCGUUCCUCAUCGAGGAUAUCCUCAGCCGCGGCACCGUCACCCCGCACACUCACCAUCACCAGCUGCACCAUCAGCACCUGACGUCGGCCUCCGGCCACGCGCAGCACCAUCAGUACCAGCAGUUCGCCAGUCUGCUCCCGGGCUAUCCCGCGGCACCGCCCGCCGCGGCGGCCUUCUUCUUGGGGCCGCUCUUCGGUAGCGCCGGCAUGGGGGUCAGCGUGGUGCCGGGGGUCGGGGAACUGGCCGCCCUGAAGCAUUGCCGACGACGGAAGGCCCGGACUGUAUUCAGCGACCAGCAGCUGGCGGGUUUGGAAGCGAGGUUCGAGGUGCAGCGAUACCUGAGCACGCCCGAGAGGGUAGAGCUGGCGGCGGCGUUGCACCUAUCCGAGACCCAAGUGAAAACGUGGUUCCAAAAUCGGCGGAUGAAGCACAAGAAGCAGCUGAGGAAGCUGAACACGAGCGGCAACGGCAAUUCCAAUUCGGGCCAGCAAUCGAUAUCCGUUACGUCGCCUGCUGAACGGCCCGUCGACUUUUCGCUGAGCGGCGGGCGCGAGUCGCGCGCGAGCAGUGACGCGCCCGCGGACUCCGACGACGAGGACGACGACGAGAUCGACGUGCUGGGCGACGAGACGCCGUCGCCGACGUCGACGCCGACGCCGACCCCGAUGCCGGCGCCGGCGCCGACGCCCACGCCGGUCGUAGCGGCCGCGGCGGCCCCAACGCCGACCUUGACGUCGACGUCGACGGUCUCGACCCCGACGUCGACGCGCGGCGGCUGCACCCUGCCGCCGCCGCUGUCCAGACGCGGUGGCUCGCCACCGAGGAUCCUACACACGGCGAUGCAUCCGCAUCCGCACUCGCACACGCACUCUCAUCACCCGCAUCCGCAUCACACGGUCGGCCUCCACCAUCAGCCGCAGCAGCACGGCCAGCAUUCCGCCCAACGUCAGCAUCGCUGA
Molecule: messenger RNA, 1026 nt
Organism: Wasmannia auropunctata (little fire ant)
Lineage: Eukaryota; Metazoa; Arthropoda; Insecta; Hymenoptera; Formicidae
Gene: bsh
Product: brain-specific homeobox protein homolog
Exons: 3
Coding region: 1-1026 (341 amino acids)
Biological process (GO): regulation of DNA-templated transcription
Molecular function (GO): DNA-binding transcription factor activity, RNA polymerase II-specific; DNA binding
Source: RefSeq, a predicted model, not a curated record